AUCACCUUCAAAUCUUUGUUCAGGUUGGGCUGCACAUCAGAUGAAAGGAAAAGCAUGUGAUGGCAGAGCAGAAGGGUGUUAAAAGGUAGAUUUGAGUUUUGUCUGACAUUUAUCCCAGGCCCGCCUUGUGAGUACAAGGGAGAGGGCCUUUUCUGCUGUGGCCCCCUGAUUGUGGAACUCACUACCUACUGAAAUUAGGCAAGCUCCCACGCUGUUAGCUUUUAGGAAAGACUUGAAAACAUGGCUCUUCCGCUGUGCCUUCGGUGAGUAAUUUCUGUUAUAUAUUUCUGUGUUACUCCCACCCCGAACAUCUAUCCUCUAGAUUACCCUACUUCCAUAUGUCCCUGCCCGCAGUGGAGUACCCCUCUGUCCCUCUCACUCCAGGUUUUAUCUUUGUGUUCAUGCGGCCUGCCCUUGUUUUAUUGUUUUUUGAUUUCUUGAUGUAAUGCCUAUUAUUAUUUAUUGUAUUUUUAAUGGUGCUAUGAUAUGUUGUUUUUAUAUUUUAUUAUAUUGUAUUGCUCUGGGCAUGGCCCCAUGUUAGCCGCCCCGAGUCCCCGUUGGGGAGAUGGUGGCGGGGUAUAAAUAAAGUUUUAUUAUUAUUAUUAUUAUUAAGGAAGGGUCUUGUGAAGACAUUUAUUUUCCAAAGACUUCCUCAAGCUGACUGUCGUGGCUGGGAAUGGUAUCUUUCACCUUUGGUAUCUUCCACAUUAAGAAAAGGUUGUCCUGGGACUACAGAAUCCAACACAAUAAACAUGCACAGUAAAUAAUAACUUGAUUUUCCUUUCUUAGAUUUUAAUUUCCUAUUUCUUUAUGAACAACUGGAGAAGAAUGUUCAUUAUGAUAUAAUUUUUUAUUGCUGCUCACUUGGCCAGUUUUCCCAAAUAAGUGCCAAUACAAACUAUAUCGUACCCUGUAUCAUUACAGAUUGUUUAUCUUGUGUAUUUUUGUUUUUGUCCUUGGUUUGCAUCUCUUUCCUGAGUACAACACAUGGUUUCCACGGAAACUAAUGAGGGCCCUUUGCAAUUUUGGUAUCCAUGGCAAAUGAGGACAUGCUGCAUAAUACUCUGAAUCUGAGAAGUACAAGCAUAUUCAAAGGAGUGCCACAAAAAUGCACUGAAUGGUCUCCUUAAAAUCCAAGUUUUUUUCAUGGCAGUUUUUCCUAAGGACCUGCUGCAGCUAGAAUUUUGAGAUGUCACGUAGAGGUUUUAGCAUAGCCACCACAAAUUUUUCACCUGCUAACAACCUCCCUCCUUUUUCUGCUUUUUAAUGUAUGAGACUGAACAGGUGGCUUCAGAGUAUUCUGAACGUUCUGAAAAUAAGACUGAAUGGCUCAAGACGUGGGCAUCAAUUCUCUACUUAGGAUGAUCUGGAAACUCGCUUUAUCCUUGUUUCUUGUGUCCACUCUGAUUCAUGUGUCAGAAAGCAGAAAAAAUCGGCCUGCAGGAGCCAUCCCUUCUCCUUACAAAGACAGUAGAAGCAACAACUCAGAGAGACGACAACAUCUAAACAAAGAGGUCCUGGCCUCUAGCCAAGAAGCCCUGGUGGUCACCGAAAGGAAGUAUCUGAAAAGUGAUUGGUGCAAAACACAACCUUUGCGCCAGACCGUUAGUGAGGAGGGCUGUAUCAGUCGCACCAUCAUCAACCGUUUCUGCUAUGGCCAAUGUAAUUCCUUCUAUAUCCCAAGGCAUGUGAAGAAGGAAGAGGAGUCAUUCCAGUCCUGUGCCUUCUGCAAGCCUCAGAAAGUCACCUCCUUCACUGUGGAGCUAGAGUGCCCUGGGCUGGACCCACCUUUCCGACUUAAGAAAAUCCAGAAAGUCAAGCAGUGUCGCUGUAUGUCUGUGAAUCUGAGCAGUACAGGCAAACAGCGAAAGUGAGCACAGGCAGUCCAUCCAGCCAGAGUCAGAAUUGCUUCUCUUUUUUCUAUAGACAAACUGUCUGAUUGUGUUUAUUUCUCUUGGUGGAUUUCUAGAGCAGCACCAUUUGUGUACUGGGAAUCAUGGCUGUUCUGAGGCGUCCUUCUCUAUUACCAAAGCAGCUGUUUAACCACUGGAUCUGUAUGACUGAAGCAUCCAACAUAGGGUAACUUUGGUGGCCAGUGGUUGACAUCCAACACUUAACACUUCCACUAUGUGGAAUGCCUUUUGGCUUUUUCUCCAUCCCUGUCUUUGGAUGAAUAGAUUGCCCAGUGAUGUCUAUAUGCUUUUCCGUCUUUUCAGUUUUGAAAUAUUUCAUUUCAUAAUUGCCAGUCUACUGCGUUCUUGGACUGCAUUGUUGACACGGAAAGAGACAGGAACAGUCCCUAUGAAGCCUGACUGAUAAAGGCACUUUAAAUGGCAUCUGAGCCUUAUAUUCCAUGGAGAUAAUCAACCUGCCACUUUCCACUUGCGAGAUCAAGCAUGGGAUUAUACAGCUUGUCAGAUAGAUUGCCUCAAGUACACUUUUCAGCUGUAAUGUUUCACUUAUAUUGCAGCUAUAGCAAAGUGUUGUUAAUAUAGACAUGAGCAUGCAUAUUUUUGAACUCACUUUACUAUCCAAAAGGCUAAGAAAAAGCAACUAUUCAACUAUUGGACUAGGUUCUUUGAACAAAACAAGAUUUUCAGUAAUGUUAAUUUCUGUGCCAGGUGUUUGCAUUAUAUUUAAACUUUCUUUCCACUGAGUCACUAUUGUGAAUUUCUUCUAAACUUAUGCUAAAUCAGUACAGUACAUUUUUGUGGAAAGUAAACAAUAUUGUGUUUAAUUUAUUAAAGCACAGUGGCAAAAAAGGUAAAAUACUUCAUUUUAUAACAGCUGAAUCAAUCUCUGCUUCCUUUUAUGAAAAUUGUAUCUAUGUAGAAAUAAAGUGUAAUGUGUAUAAAGUGACAUGACCAUGCUGAUUCAUACCAUGUUGCAUGUUAGGUUUUAGGAUGUUUCACAAGCAGUCUGUUUAGAUGUAUCUGAAAUUGCUUGAGUAAUACCAGCCAUCAUCCACAGCAUGUCUUGGAAAUUUGCAUCUGCAGUGGCUGUAGCUGAAAAAAACUAAUAUUAUGCAGAUUUUUUUAUAACUACCUUCCUUUGAUAUGACCAUGAAAAGGGUUAAAGAAAUUGUUUUCUUUGAGCUAUGGGUUUGGUGCCAACUCAAGGGUUCAGUGGCACAGUUCUCUAUUAUGUGAGACUGGCUGUUUUAAGAAGCUUUGGGAGACUGAUCUCUUCUAGUGCUCAUGAAUCGGUUUAUGGGGAUUGGCACGGGGAGGAGGGAUUGGGCAGGUAUGUUAUAUUUUUCUCCCUUGGCAUUACACAAUGGCAAAUCUUCACUCAGGAAAGUACAAGAAAAAGUGCUGAGACUGGUGCUGUUGGCUGCAAUUGCUGUUCAUCACUACAACAUACUCUUGUGAGUUGAUCAAAACUCAAGCUUGGACAAGGUGGAUGGGUGAGAAGCAUUAGGUGCCUGAGGGUUCAGGAAUGUUGAAUCCUGAAGGAUGAGAAUCCAACAUCAAGUUCUGGGGAUUCAAAUUUAAAUUAAUUUUCCCCAUAAACUAUGUUAGGAAUGAUGUAGGAUGAAAGAGAAAUCCAAUUACACACCAGGGUCAUAACUAAUUUCUGAAAAACAUAUAUGCUGCAGUCAGGGGUGUCUCCUUCAGCUUGUUUUUGUUUAUAACUAAGAGUUGAGCUGACCUUGUAAUGGUUCAUAAUAUUUAAUUUUUUGUUUCAUAAAUGAAAAUGAAAUGAAAGAAAUGUUAUAACUAUAAUGUAAUUAUUUUCUAGGUGUAAUGUUGUUAAAUUAUAGAACAAAUAAAGAUACUCUAGGAAUAUAUAGAAUUUAUGUAUCAUCACUUUAUAUAUUGUAAAGCUUAAAUGAUAACUUGAUUUAAAAGGUUCCAUCAUCAAAUGAGUAUAAUCAAGAACAGAAUCACAUUGAGAUGGAAGAGGAGUCAUAGGCCAUCAAAUCCAGCAAACACACUUACAUAUAGAAACACCAGUUACAGCAUCCCUGUCGGGUAGCUGAUUCAGAGAAAAAGACCCCAUCACCACUCUUGUUAAUUCAUUGCCAAAUUGCUCAUACCAUCAAGAAGUGCCUUCUAAGAUCCAAUUAAAAGCUAUCUUCCAGUAACUUAAAACUAUUACACCUGGCCGCAAAGAACAAAUCUGUAAUUUCAUUUCUCUGACAACCCUUUAGAAUAUUUAUAUAUUCCCUGGUCAUCUGUCAGGGCUGCUUUGAAUGUCAUUUUCCUGCUUCUUGGCAGGGGGUUGGACUGGAUGGCCCAUGAGGUCUCUUCCAACUCUAUGAAUCUAUGAUUCUAUUAAAUCACUCCAGUCCAGGUUUUUUAAGUCAUAAUGUAUAUGUAUUGUGAACAAAAUAACUGAAACUAAAUCUUUAAAUAGGUCAUUUUUUCUCUGACUUUUCCCUCCUCCAUUUAUUUCUAUGCAUAGGACAUUAUUGCACAAGGCAGGAAAACUAGCAUUGAAGCUGGACCAUCACCUUUGGUUAGAGUCCCAUUUGCCACAUCAUGUGUAUCUCACUGCAGGAUUCUCUCCUCCCCAUGAUAGAAUAAUCCCUUGUUAUUGAUGGGCAAAACCCAUUAAUAACUCAUAAUCCUUCAAGGUUCCUGUCAUUGUGUGAUGGAUCUGCUCCACUUCUGUGCUAGCAUGCUAACAGUAAUAUAUCAGAAGGUGGGAUUAUCCUUCUCUGACUCUUUCACAUGUCACCAUUCCCAAGCUGUUUUGCUUUUAUUUAAUACUUUUCAGUUACAUUUACUCUUUGUUAACCAUUGCUGAAACUGAAAAGUUGUAAAUCUUUUUUUAAAAGAUAUGGAGCACUGAAAUUGUGGGAAGGCACAUUUACAAGAGUAUAUUGAAAUAAGAUCACAGAACCAUAACUUGGCAAAUUGGGACAAUUGUGUGAGGGAAGAAAGGUGCAUCAUUGAAGGUGCUCAUUCUGUUAUGUAUCUCCUAUAUCUGACUGCACAACUGCCACGGAAUAGAGACUUUGUGAAAUAAAGUUCUUAAUAUUUGUUAUCUAUUUUACAAAGAGAAAUACUGUGUAGCAUUCUACAUCAAACACAAAACUAAAAUGCAUAAAGGUUACAAUCUUUUAUUUGAAAGGCCUUUGAAUUUGUAAUUAAAAUUUGUUUUUAAAACUAAAAAUGAAUGUUCUCACAAUGUACCUUGUGUGUGUGUGUAUAAAUCAUUUAUUUAAAAUGCAUAAAGCUUACAAUCUUUUAUAUGAAAGGCCUUUGAAUUUGCAAUUAAAAUUUGUUUUUAAACUGAAAA
Anolis carolinensis (green anole) is the source of this 5247-nucleotide messenger RNA. RefSeq names its product gremlin 2, DAN family BMP antagonist (gene grem2). Bases 1326 to 1874 code for a protein of 182 amino acids. Gene Ontology annotation, molecular function: receptor ligand activity; BMP binding. The record is from RefSeq and is a predicted model, not a curated record. Gene Ontology annotation, biological process: animal organ morphogenesis. Lineage: Eukaryota; Metazoa; Chordata; Lepidosauria; Squamata; Anolidae. The transcript has 3 exons.